AUGAAGCGGUGCGCCAAAGCAGGCAACAUCAUAAUGUUCCAACGGCUCAUCAAUAUAUUCGUUGGUUUUGAGGAAUGUCUCGGCAAGGCAGACCUGAGUGAGUUGGUCAAGGUAGCAUGCGAUCACAGACAGAUGGACUCCCUACAAUACCUCAUCAACAAUCAUUACCCUCAAAACAUCUCGAUACGCUCCCCAAUCUCCAAGAUAUUCCGACCAUUGUUGAUCAAGGAUUCAUCGUCAUCAGAGCCAACAUUUUUGGCAAUUGAAGAACUGGAUGUAGCCAAGAUACCGAUGUCAUUGUUGGCAGGCAUUCGAAGUGAUGACUUGGAGAUCGUGAGGUCAUUCAUUCUAUCAGGUGAUGAUGAGGGCCCUAUAGGUGUGGAUGUCUUCGAGUUGGACGCCAAACUCUGUCGCAGGAUGUCCGCAUCGAUGGCUGCACUCAUCGUGAGUCCUCGAAUCUAUCGAUUCAAGUUUGGCAUCCAAUCAUUGGUCAGCAUGGUGGAGGUCGCCAGCAAGGGCAAGCAUGCCAGCAACAUCACAGUGGACAUCGUCUGCAGCUUCAUACUUAACUGUGACUUUGAUCCCCACACAGAUGUGAUCAAGAGUGCAUUGGUCCUUGCAGCAGGCUUCUCUGUCCAAGUGUUGGAACUCAUACACAAACGAUUCAACAUCAACAUUACCCAAAAAUCAGAUAUACUUCGCAAUGCCAUCCAGAUGCAAUGUUGUGAGACCAUGUCAUAUCUAUUCAAACAUCUCGAUCAAAAAGCCAUUUCCAAUAUCAUCUUCUUUAAUCACGUCGAUAUAUUCCAACAUGGAACAUUGGAGUGCGUCACUCUACUAAUGGAUCAAUAUGCCGACUUCAAAGAGUCCCUCUUAGCAAUAAGUAGUUCGUUACAGAAUGACAACAUUGAGGUGUUGGAGUAUGUCAUCAAUCAGACCUCACUCAAAGCCAAGGACAAACAAGUCGAGGGCUAUAGCCUGAACGACAUCAUUCAAUCAGCACCUUACAACUACAGACCAAAAGUUAUUCAGUUGCUUGAGCAGCGAUUUGGACCGGUGACCAAAUCAUCCUUGGAAAUACCAUCUACUACGACCCUAAACCAAUGGCAUAGAAGUGGCAAUGCCCAUCAUAUCAUAGGGUGCCUUUUCAACAACUCAUUCACAAAAGAGUCAAGGACUGAUAUCUUACGGUUUCUGUACACUACCUUAAAACAAUGGACUCACUACACUCAUGUGGUCAUGUUGUGCACUGAUCAUAUCAAGGCAAUCACAUCAUUGGAUAGUGUUGGCACAUUACAACAUGAUGUGGAGGUCACACCACCAACUCAUCUGGCAUCAUCAAGGCUUCAGACAGCACUCCAUUCUGUGUUCAAGGAUCACAAGCUUGGGGUGCUCAUCAUGUCGCAUGUUGGACAUGUUCACAGAUCACUUAGCAUCCCACUUGACAACGUGAUCAAAGGUUCAAAGUUGUUGGACAAUCAUUCAUUGAGUGAUUACCUCAGAUAUGGUGCAACGGAAUGGUUCCUCCAAUCAUACUCAAACUCAAUAUUCAUGUCCAAGACACAUCAUCAAUUUGUAGUCAACUCAUCACUUCUUGGACAGGCAUUUCUUAAGUAUGACUCUAAGGUAAUUGAUGCACUCCUGACCAACCCCCAAAUUGAUGAUGAAGGCGGGGAGAGACAACACAUUGAGUUUGUGACCAACUUGUCUUCAUGCACAUCCAGAUUGGGAGCAAUUGUUUGA
Acytostelium subglobosum LB1 is the source of this 1743-nucleotide messenger RNA. RefSeq lists its product as hypothetical. Lineage: Eukaryota; Evosea; Eumycetozoa; Acytosteliales; Acytosteliaceae. Bases 1 to 1743 code for a protein of 580 amino acids. The record is from RefSeq and is a predicted model, not a curated record. The transcript is spliced from 2 exons.